Messenger RNA from Quercus robur (English oak), 2384 nucleotides. Its product is annotated as lysine-specific demethylase JMJ13-like. Gene Ontology annotation, biological process: chromatin remodeling. The coding region runs from base 36 to 1805 and encodes 589 amino acids. NCBI's taxonomy places the organism in Eukaryota, Viridiplantae, Streptophyta, Magnoliopsida, Fagales, Fagaceae. The record is from RefSeq and is a predicted model, not a curated record. Gene Ontology annotation, cellular component: nucleus. The transcript has 9 exons. Gene Ontology annotation, molecular function: histone demethylase activity.
AGUUUUCCUGGGAAAAAAUACACAGACUCGCCUGGAUGGAAUCCAGCAUCAUUCCUGAAGUUACCUAUCCCACUAACAUGAAAAAACCAAGUCCAGUGAAGGCCACAAAAGCUCUCACAUCAGUGGGAAUGAAAGUUGCUGCUGCUAAGAGUUCAUUUUCUCAGUCCACUGCAAAAGGUGUCUCUUCAAAGUGCAAAGUGAAGACGUUUGAUUUUAGAGAUCUUGAAUGGACAGAGAAAAUUUCAGAGUGUCCCGUAUACCAUCCAUCAAAGAUGGGGUUUAAGGACCCUUUAAUUUAUCUGCAAAAAAUUGCGCCGGAAGCUUCCAAAUAUGGAAUCUGCAAGAUUGUUUCUCCAAUACAUGCUUCUGUUCCAGCCAGCGUGGUACUAAAGAAAGAAAUUAGAAAUUUCAAGUUUGAAACUAAUAUGCAACCUCUUCGUCUUGCCAAAUGGAACAUGAAUGAGAAGGCCUUAUUCUUCAGAAGUGGAAGGAAAUAUACCUACAAUGACUUUGAGAGAAAGGCAAGAAAGGUGUCUGCUCGUCGAUUAUCUAAUUCUUCAUGUAAUCCUCCUGCAUACAUGGAAAAGGUGUUCUGGCAUGAAAUGGUCAAUGGACAGAAAGGAACAGUUGAGUAUGGAGUCAAUGUUGAUGGCAGUGCCUUUUCAUGUGAUCCUAAUGAUCAGCUUGGUAAAAGCAAAUGGAACUUGAAGCGUUUAUCACGACUUCCCAAUUCCAUUUUGCGUUUAGUUGAAAGAGUUAUACCGGGAAUAACGGACCCAAUGCUUUACAUCGGAAUGUUAUUUGGUAUGUUUGCGUGGCAUGUGGAAGAUCACUAUCUGUACAGCAUUAAUUAUCAUCACUCUGGUGCUCCCAAAACUUGGUAUGGCAUUCCUAGUGAUGCAGCUCUGCAGUUUGAGAGGGUAGUCCAUGAUAACGUGUAUUCUCAAGAUAUCUUAUCAGCUAAUGGGGAAGAUGGUGCUUUUGAACUUCUACAGGAAAAAACCACCAUGUUUCCUCCAAGUAUCCUGCUACAACAUAAUGUACCUGUGUACAAGGCAGUGCAGAUGCCAGGGGAGUUUGUUGUAACCUUCCCCAGAGCAUAUCAUGCUGGAUUUAGCCAUGGCUUUAACUGUGGUGAGGCAGUAAAUUUUGCAACUGGUGAUUGGUUUCCAUUGGGGGCUCUGGCUAGUCAACGUUAUGCUCUUCUUAGAAAGAUUCCAUUAAUACCAUAUGAGGAACUUCUCUGCAAUGAAGCAAUGUUUCUGAUCAACUCUUUAAAAAAAGAAAAUUCUGGUACUUUAUCCGCAGAUUUGACCUCUCAACGUUCUGUUAAAGUUCCUUUUGUUCGCCUCAUAGGACUGCAUAAGCAGGCUCUGCAGUGCUUAAAAGUGUCCUCUACUUCCUCACAUGCUCAAGACACUCAAGUAUGUGGCCACUGCAAGCGUGACUGUUACUUGGCAUAUAUCAUGUGCACCUGCUGCUACUCUGAUCCUAUCUGCCUUUUUCAUGAUAUUGAUUUGCUUAAUUGUUCAUGUGGGGAAAAAUGUACCAUUUUCUUGAGGGAGGACAUAUCAGCAAUGGAAGAUGCAGCUCAAAAAUUUGAACAGAACAAUCAUCAACAUGAAGGAAGGAAUGCCAACAACAGAAAUGUAAGCUCUAUGGAAGAGGCAUCGACCAUGAAAAUGAAAGAAAUGGAAAUUGGCAAGCUCAAUGGGGGAAAAUCUAACAAGAGAAGGUUCAAGAGUCAUAGAAUGAGAGGGCCUUCACUAUCUAGGGAUUGCAAGAGGGUUAGAAGAGUGAGCUGAGCUGACCAAAACAUAAUUCACUAGUGCCUCAGGAUUGUCUUCUAGAGUUUGACAUCACUAAGACACCAACUUCUUUACUACUUUAGGAUCCUCUAGAGUUCUUAGGAUAACUCCAAUAUAGAAUUCCUAAUAACUCUAGAGGAUCUUAAUCCCUUCAUUACCAUGACUUUCUAACAAGAAAGAAUGCACAGAAGAAAUUUUUAGCAAUUACUGACUUUCUGACAAAGAAAAGAGAAUAGUUCAAUUGAGGUCCUGGCAUAAUCAGAUUCAAGUGGCUCUCAGCUUUCCUUAUCAUUCUUCCUUUUUUAUUAAAUGGAUAUAUUCAUAGAUAUCUGCAAGGUAUACAUGGUAGUUUAGAAGGCUCCAGGGACAAAUUUUACAUUGCUCAAGAGUAGUUAGGAAGGCAUAAGUUUUGUAGUAUUCAAUAGUGGUUAGAAAGGCUCAAAAUUUUGUACAAUCAAUCAAAUUCUGAGAAGAAUUUUGUAUAUUACUGUUGUCUUUGACAUAUGAUUCCGUCUUCUUAGUUUUGAAGCAAAAUGCUGUAUAUCAAAAUGCUGUCUUUGACAUAUUAAUGUUGUA